Lathyrus oleraceus (garden pea) is the source of this 1445-nucleotide messenger RNA. RefSeq names its product pre-mRNA-splicing factor SLU7-A. The coding region runs from base 1 to 1335 and encodes 444 amino acids. NCBI's taxonomy places the organism in Eukaryota, Viridiplantae, Streptophyta, Magnoliopsida, Fabales, Fabaceae. Gene Ontology annotation, molecular function: pre-mRNA 3'-splice site binding. Gene Ontology annotation, cellular component: spliceosomal complex. The record is from RefSeq and is a predicted model, not a curated record. The transcript is spliced from 8 exons. Gene Ontology annotation, biological process: mRNA splicing, via spliceosome.
AUGAAAAAGAAAUUUGAGAAGAAAGAUGCAAACGAAGAGCGGUUUAAUAAGUUCAAGGAGAUGUUUAGAAACAUUAAAGUCAACAUCCCCUUCUGUGAAGCCAUGAACCAAAUUUUGGUGUAUGAUAAGUUUAUAAAUGAGUUACUCUCUGGAAAACGACGAUUAAGAGAUGGUGAAAAUUUCUUUUUGGCUGAAGAGUGUGGGGAUACCAUUCAAAGGAAACUUCCACCUAAACUUACCGAUCCUGGUAGGUUCAUUAUCCCUUAUUCUAUUGGUCCUGAUGUGUUAGUUAAGGUUGAUGACCUUGCUUUUUCGGACGACUUUGUAAUUUUAGAGAUGCCUGAGGACGCUGAAAUACAAUUGAUUCUUGGAAGGCCAUUCCUAGUAAUAGGAAGGGCUUUGAUUGAUAUGGAGAUGAGCGAGUUAGCAUUGAGGUUCGACAAAGAACAAGUGGUCUUCAAUAUGUUUGAAGCCACAAAGCACCAAUAUAAACAACCUCAAUUUGUUAACUUAUUUUUCGCACGAAUUUUGAAUCCUAAUCUCUCCCUCCAUCAGCCAUUCCCAUACUCCUGUGUUCAGAACAUCGAUCACCGCUUCAGUGUUGAUGAGGCCAAGGUUGACGAGAGCAAACAAAUACACUUUGCUAAAGUUGAAAAGCGCGUGUGCACUACGGGCGGUGGGAGCACAGGAACUGUUAGGAACUUAUGUCUUCGCGAGGACACGACUAAAUAUCUGUGGAAUCUCAAUGUCAAUUCUGCCCACUAUGAUCCCAAGACUAGGUCCAUGCGUGAAGAUCCUCUUCCAGUUGCCCAUCCAAAUGAGAAAUUCUAUGAGGGUGAUAACCAAUAUAGGAAUAGUGGCCAAGCUUUGGAAUACAAGGAUCUAAACAAACACACACAAGAAGCAUUUGAUAAGGGGCAAGAUGUUCACAUUCAAGCAUCUCCAUCCCAAGCUGAAUUGCUUUAUAAGAAUUUUAAGAUCAUGAAAGAGAAAGUGAGGUCUCAAAUGAAGGAAACCAUUUUGGAGAAGUAUGGAAAUGCAGCUGAUUGGGAUAAACUUCCAAGAGAACUUUUGCUUGGUCAAAGCGAGAUGCAACUUGAGUAUGAUCGUGCUGGUAGAAUUAUUAAGGGGCAGGAGGCUGCGUUUCCAAGGAGCAAGUAUGAAGAAGAUAUUUUGAUAAACAAUCACGCAACUGUUUGGGGCUAUAAGUGCUGCAUGCAGACAAUACUUAAUAGCUAUUGUACAGGUGCUGCUGGCAUUGAGGCUGCAGAGACUGCUAAUAUGAAGAACUUCAGUGAUCGUGACCGUCUUACAAAACAAUGUGUGAGGUCUUGAUUUUUCGAAGAUAUUGGUCGAAGAGCAGGCCAAAGAAGGCUGUCAAACCUGGUGAUGGUGACUGUUAAGAAUGUGUGAUUGGGCCUAACUCAACCCUACAAAACCAGUUG